GACAAGAGAAAAUAGAGUGAGUGAGAAGAGUAAAAUUUUCUAACCAAAAUACUGAUACUGACACUGUUUUUCGCAUUUUCUAUAUUUUCUCAUUAACCUAAAUAGAAUUUUUGAUAACGAUCUAAGUUUUAUAGUUAAUGUAUUUAUUUUAUGGCUUCAAUCAACUUAUCCUAAUGCAGCAUUUUAAGUGGAUAGUGAGACACUGGAAUAUAAAUGUUAAUAUUUUGAUGUCAAUGAUUACUCCAACAUAAAUAAAACUAAUUGUAUUAUGUAGUACCACCAAAUAUAUUUAAAUAAUUCCAAGUUUAAUUAGACGUGAUGGGUAUUUGUUGGUGCAAACAAAAGAAUGAAGAUCAUGAUACAUAUAUACCACAGUCACCCAACAGUCUUCAAGCCCAUAACAUCAUACAGCCCCUUUCCCCGGUUAGCCCGCAGUAUCCAUUUAAGCUAACAAAACUUCCAGAUGCUGCAUAUGUGGAUAAAUUAGUCCUGGAAACCCUAGGGGUUAUUGCUACUUUAGUGGAUAAUGAACAGGAGCCUCCAAGUUCUAUGCUUCUCGUGCAUAAUAUAGCAGAUAAUGAAGAGGGUUGGAUUCAAGUUGUAAAUUCAAUGAUUAAUGUGAUACCGAUGCAUGACCCCUUAGGUCCUUCUGUCAUCACAUUAUUGUUGGACGACUGCCCAUUGCCGUCAAAGGAAUCAGUAUUUAAGGUGGUAAACAUGCUAAAUUUAUCCGAAAAGGCAGCGAUAGAGGGUAGGGCGGAUGCUCCAAAACAAAGGAAUAUUUGCGUCGUGUUAGGUUGCAUCGCAGAAAAGUUAGCAGGUCCUAGAAAUAUGGAAAUAUUAACCGAUAGUAUUAUAGAUUACUUAUUAACAAAUUUGGAACCUGUUACACACCCCAGCGUUAUAUUAUUUUCCUUGAUAGCAUUAGAAAAAUUUGCCCAAACUAGUAGCAACAAAAUAAUAAUCUUGAAAAAAAUCGCUAAACUGCCCAAAUGUCCCAUAAGUUUGCUUGAACCCUGGAAAGAAGAAACACAUACUAAACACCCCAGGCGUCCGUAUGUUUGGUUGAACCCUGGAAAGAAGAAACACAUUAUGUGAAGAGGCAGGUUGGUUUUUGCGCACAGUGGAUACUCGACAACUUGUUUGUAAUGGAAAACCGACAAUAUAGUUACCAAACAGUCAAUAUGGACACCAUAAAUGCGAUGUUGAAUACUUCAGACGUUAGUGAAUAUUUAAAAAUUUCUCCAGACGGCUUAGAAGCUCGGUGCGAUGCGUACUCUUUCGAAAGCGUUAGAUGUACGGCUCAAGCCGAUAAAGGAAUAUGGUACUACGAAGUUUGCAUUAUUACACCAGGUGUUAUGCAGAUCGGAUGGGCAACGAAAAAUAGUAAUUUUUUAAAUCACGAGGGUUAUGGUAUCGGAGAUGAUAGAUAUUCAUUAGCAUACGACGGCUGUAGAAGAUUAAUAUGGUACAACGCAAAAUCUGACCCGCAGAAUUUACCAAGUUGGCAACCUGGAGAUAUAUUGGGAUGUCUUUUAGACUUAGAUAACCAACAGAUUAUUUUUUCUGUCAAUGGAAUAGCGUUACCACCAAGUAUGCAUGUGUUCACAAUGGCAAAGUCUGGAUUUUUUGCCGCAGCUAGUUUCAUGUCAUUCCAGCAAUGUCGAUUUAACUUCGGUGCCGAACCUUUCGAGCAUCCCCCGAACGUGGCCUAUUCCACUUUUAACGAAUGCGGAUCUCUACGACCCGAAGAUAAAAUCGUUUUACCUAGGCAUAUAUUUCUUAAUCAACUUAGGGAGCAGAAUAUAGGAGAAGAUAGUUGCACUCUUUGCUACGAUCAGAAGGCUUCGAUUCGAUUGCUUCCAUGUGAACACUCCGGUUUUUGUGCGUCCUGUGCCAAACAGCUAGUAGAAUGUCCUAUGUGCAGAUCUCCGUUUCGUGAAAUAGAAGAAUAUCCUCAGUCUUCAUGACAUACAAGAUGUCGUUAAUCAUUCAAAACAAUAGCUUAAAAGUCGAACAUAUGUUUCAAAAUGGUAAAAAAGAAUUAUUUAUAAAUGAAUCGUCUGUUAUGAAAUAACAAUUUGUACAAAUGUGCUGCAUCAUAUGCAGAGAACGGGUUUGUAUUUUAAAAUACUUUAUUUAUUUUAAUAUUUUUAUUCCUUUAACUUUAUUGUUAUUGUAGCUGUGGAUACAAAAUGUUUGUUAAUAUCGGUGAAUAUACAUUGUGGCGUUUU
Molecule: messenger RNA, 2234 nt
Organism: Diabrotica balteata
Lineage: Eukaryota; Metazoa; Arthropoda; Insecta; Coleoptera; Chrysomelidae
Source: the annotation of a GenBank genome assembly